Molecule: messenger RNA, 1607 nt
Organism: Oncorhynchus keta (chum salmon)
Lineage: Eukaryota; Metazoa; Chordata; Actinopteri; Salmoniformes; Salmonidae
Product: homeobox protein SIX2-like
Exons: 2
Coding region: 510-1379 (289 amino acids)
Biological process (GO): regulation of transcription by RNA polymerase II
Cellular component (GO): nucleus; transcription regulator complex
Molecular function (GO): RNA polymerase II cis-regulatory region sequence-specific DNA binding; DNA-binding transcription factor activity, RNA polymerase II-specific
Source: RefSeq, a predicted model, not a curated record
AUAGAAGGGGACUAUCAGUCAGUGGGACCACGGAGCCAUCUCAAAGCAUAUCUGGUUACUUUGGAUGACAGCGUAACCAUGACAAAAUCAUUUGACUAAAACUAUUGUAUUUUCCUCGCCAUCCACGGGUCAGAUAACCAACCAAUCACAGUUCACAUAAUCGCUUUUCUUUCCAUCUUAGAAUAAUAUUAUUAAAACUAGUGAGCGAGCCUGGUCUUCAGGAAUAGGUUAUGUUGAAACGAAAUAGAAAAGGUGGACAACGACUGUGGAAGGAGUAAACACGUUCUCUCAGUAUACUUGAUGGGAAUGCUAUGCAUUUUGUAUUGCCAUUCAUGAACGGGACUUUAGUUUUUACAUGUCGAUUGGAUUUUAUAUUUUGAUACAGCCUACUUUUGGAGAACUUCAUGGUUGUUCGUGGACUUACAGUGUAGGCUACUUGCAUUAAUGUCUUAGUCAUAACAGAGGACGUGGAAGUAGAGCAAAAUAUACGCGUUUAUUAACUAGCAACCAUGUCUAUGCUUCCAACUUUUGGCUUUACGCAAGAGCAAGUUGCGUGCGUCUGCGAGGUCCUCCAACAGGGUGGAAACAUCGAACGGCUCGGGCGAUUUUUGUGGUCUUUACCCGCGUGUGAGCACCUCCACAAAAAUGAAAGUGUUCUCAAAGCUAAAGCUGUGGUCGCCUUUCACAGAGGCAAUUUCAGAGAGCUUUAUAAAAUCCUCGAGAGCCACCAAUUUUCCCCUCACAAUCACCCGAAGCUGCAACAGCUUUGGCUCAAAGCACACUACGUCGAGGCGGAGAAGCUUCGAGGCCGCCCUCUCGGGGCUGUGGGAAAGUACCGCGUCCGCAGAAAGUUCCCCCUGCCUCGGUCUAUCUGGGACGGCGAGGAGACAAGUUACUGUUUCAAAGAGAAGAGCAGGAACGUACUCAGAGAAUGGUACACGCAUAACCCCUACCCUUCCCCGCGGGAGAAGAGGGAGCUCGCCGAGGGCACAGGGUUGACAACCACACAAGUCAGUAACUGGUUCAAAAACAGACGGCAAAGAGACCGCGCGGCAGAAGCUAAGGAAAGGUACGAGGAAAACAACGAAAACUCCAACACCAACAGCCACAACCCAUUGACUUCUUCCAUGAAUGGAAAUAAAACACUUUUGGGGAGCUCAGACGACGACAAAACGCCUUCAGGGACUCCGGAUCACAUUUCCUCGAGCCCGGCAAUGCUCCUCGCUUCAAACUCCGGGCUGCAGAUGCACGGCCUCGCGCCUCCACCUGGGCCUAGCGCCAUCCUCGUGUCCAGCCUUGACUCCGUGCACCAUCAUCACUCUUUGCACGACACUAUACUGAACCCUAUGUCGUCUAACCUGGUCGAACUCGGCUCUUAAACAUGGGACCCUGUUGGGAAAGACCUUUCUGAGUGCACAUGGAUGUUUGAGAAAAGCUUCAGGCACUUGAGGCAAAAGGAAAGAACAGAGUCGGAAAAAUGUGACACACGCGGUGAGAGGUGAGAUGGUAGGUGUUUAGCUGAACAGGCUGGACUGAAAGGUAUUUUACCGGAAUGUAAUAACAUGUCAUACUGUUGAAAACAAUAACAAUAAAAUGUCUUAAUUCUU